Molecule: messenger RNA, 2337 nt
Organism: Medicago truncatula (barrel medic)
Lineage: Eukaryota; Viridiplantae; Streptophyta; Magnoliopsida; Fabales; Fabaceae
Exons: 11
Coding region: 199-2103 (634 amino acids)
Biological process (GO): regulation of DNA-templated transcription
Cellular component (GO): nucleus
Source: RefSeq, a predicted model, not a curated record
AAAUCUGAAAAUCAAAAUUUCAAUAGUUGACUGUUCCCGCCACAUCAUACACGGUGGGAAAUUUAAUUUGAGUUAACACAAAAAUAACUUAACCAUUCCUUCCCUCCACAUUUUUCACUCCAAAACCAAACUCAUUUUCGCGAAUUCCUCAAAAUCUCGUUUUCUCUUUCUUCUUCUUCUUCUUCUCUACCAACGAUAAUGGAAAUCGAUUCAUCUUCUUCUUUGCUAAAACUGAAAGAGAGUGAGGUUGUUGUUGUUGUUGUUGAUGCAAAUGGAAAACAACAAGUGAGUCGUCGUAACAACUCACGCGGAGUUCGUGUUAUUGGAAAUCGAAUCUAUGAUUCUGAAAAUGGAAAAUCUUGUCACCAGUGUCGGCAAAAAACAAUGGAUUUUUCUGCUGCUUGUAAGAAUCCAAGAGGUGGGAAGCCUUGUGUCAUCAGGUUCUGCCACAAAUGCCUCUUGAACAGAUAUGGGGAAAAGGCGGAAGAGGUAGAUCUAUUGAAUGAUUGGAAUUGUCCAAAGUGCAAAGGCAUCUGCAACUGCAGUCGUUGCAUGAAAAAUAGAGGUCAUCAACCUACUGGUAUACUUGUUCAUUCGGCCAAGGCAUCCGGUUAUAACUCUGUGUCAGCAAUGCUUGCCAAGAAGGCUUCUGAAGGUUUGGAAUCGAACAAUAUUGUUGUUUUGCCUUCAAAAGAAGCAAAUUUGGAAAAGGAGCUUGUAGUGGAUCUAUCAUGGGAACCUGAGAAGGAAAACUCAUUAUGUGAAAACAUAGGGUUAAAGGUUGAAGAUGAGAAAACAAAGAAAAUGAAGCGGGAAAAGUUAAAGGAAAUAUCUAAUGGCAACAAUGUUGACAAUGCUCGUGAAAACAAGAAAUUGAAAAGGCCUAAACUUUCCAAUGGAGUUUCCGAUGGUGAUGUGAAAAGAAAUGCUGAUGCUGAAAUGGAAACAAAAGUAGAGCAGAGUCAUGGAAUGAUUCAUUGUCAGAUGGAUGCUCCUAAGGCUUGUUCUGCAAAUGAUGAUUCCUUCAUUCCUAAUCUAAUGCAUGGGAGAAUUUGCCAAGGUACUGUUGUGAUAGCUGAUGGUGAAAAUGCUGGUGCCAAGUCUCAAACAAAUGCUAUAGCUUUGAAUGCUGAAAAAAUUAAGGAGGAAAUUCCUUUGCCCCUUGGCACCGAGAUGACCAAAAUAUUAGACCUUGAGUUUGCACCCGAAGAUGUUGGGAAUGCAUUGCAGUUUUUAGAAUUCUGCAGAGUGUUUGGAAAGCCUCUCGAUCUUAAGAAAGGAGAAGCAGGAGCUAUUUUAAGAGCAUUGCUACGUAAGCAAAAUUUGCGACGUGGACAAAAUGCCUUAGUUGUUGAGUUCCAAAUCAAGCUGUUGACUUUGAUUGUAUCUGAUUCAGAUAAUGAGUCUUCAUCCUUAACUGCUGGCAAUGGAAAAAAUUCAUGGUUGAAAGUUCUGGAGGAUUUGAUUACUGAAUCUGGUGCUGCACUAAAAGAUUUUCCGGCGGAUUGGCUCAAUAAAGGCAUUAGCGGAUAUAAUGAUUUGGACUUACCUAAAAAGCUUAUCCUUCUGAACUUUAUCUGUGAUGAAGCUUUGGGCACGAUGAAGCUAAGGAGUUAUAUUGAUGAUCAAAAUGCAAUAUUGGCUGAAGAAAUGAAAGCAGCAAAAUCUAAGGUCGCUGAAGCUAAGGAAAAGGAAAAAAGUCUUAAACAAAAGUUGCAGGAUGAGAUGGCUAAAGCUGCUAUAUCAAAUGGAACAAACCUCUCAAUUUCAGAAUAUGAUGCUCUUGUUUCAAAAAUUAAAAUUGAAGCAGCUAAAGCUCAUAGUGAGUUGCUUGAGGCAAAAGGCACAAUUCCUAAACGGAACCAAUGCUGUGAUGCAGUGAGAAUUGAGCCUGAGUACUUGGAUAAUAGUGGUAAUGCAUUCUGGAAAUUAAAAAGCUAUAAUGGUGAAUAUGCUUUCUUGUUACAAGAUGUGAAGAUCCAUGAUGAAGAUGUUGUUGAAGUUGAUGAAAAAUGGUUUGUUUAUGGAGCUGAGCAGAAGGAUGAGGUCACUAAGUACAUUUCCUCUAGGAGAGAUUGGUUACCAAAACUGACUUCAGUUUAGUUGUUUGACAGAUAUUAUCAAUUACAUACUAGUAAUCUGCCAGGGAUAAUUUAAGGUUUUAACAUGUAUUGAAAGUGUCCUAAGUUCCAGUGUUUUGGUGAUAAAGACAAGAAUCCUUAGGUUUCAAUGCAAUUAGUUACAAUUUGUAGCUGGUUAAUUUUAUUUUUUGUAACUUUUCAAAUAGUAAGGAUGCAGAUUUUGACCAAGUGUUGAGGUAAAAUGUUUUUAAAUCAA